Molecule: messenger RNA, 1056 nt
Organism: Iphiclides podalirius (scarce swallowtail)
Lineage: Eukaryota; Metazoa; Arthropoda; Insecta; Lepidoptera; Papilionidae
Source: the annotation of a GenBank genome assembly
AUGCCCGUUAACAUAAGGACCCUCUCUGAGGCUGAAACAUACCGAUACCUGGGUAUGUCACAAAACAUGUGUAUCAAUGAGGCUGGCAUGAAACAGUCAGUUCGUGAAGUGUUUUUUGCACGCCUGACAAAGGUGUUUAACAGCCAUUUGUCAGGCGUGAACAAGGAACGCGCAUUUAACGGCUGGGUCAUGCCAGUCCUCAUGUAUACCUUUGGCAUACUCAGGUGGACUCAAACUGAGCUCAAUGCCCUGGACCGAAAAGUCCGCACAACUAUGACGUCCCACAGAAUGCAUCAUCCGAGAUCGUCAGUGAUGAGGCUGUACCUGCCGCGGAAGCAUGGCGGGAGGGGCUUUUUGAGCGCCCUUACCAUGCACAAUCGCGAGGUGUGCAGCCUCCGCAACUACUUCCUGGCGAGAUCGGAUGAGUCAAUCUACACGGACGUCAUUAGUUGUGAUAAAGGACUUACCCCUCUAUCCUUAGCCAACGAGCAAUGGCAGGACCUGGGAGUACUGAGCGUUUCCGACCGAGAGGCCGUAUGGAAGGAGAAAGAGCUCCACGGGAGGUUCUACAAGGCUCUACACGAGCCUUUCGUAGAUACUGUUGCCUCCCUUAACUGGCUACGUUACGGUGACCUCUUUGGGGAAACCGAAGGUUUUGUCUGUGCGAUACAGGAUCAGGUUAUUAAGACGAACAACUAUCGGAGAUACAUCCUAAAGGAUGGCACCGUCGACAUCUGUCGAGCUUGUCGCCAUCCCGGGGAGUCGCUUCGGCAUGUUAUCUCCGGUUGUUCCAUGCUUUCUAACUCUGAGUAUCUGCAUAGACACAACCUAGUAGCCAGAAUCCUACACCAGGAGCUCGUUCUGAAAUACGGUCUCGUGGAACGGAAACUGCCGUAUUAUAAGUACUCUCCGGAGGCCGUGCUCGAAAAUGACCGCGCCAGGCUCUAUUGGGACCGGUCCAUCAUUACGGACAGGACGAUUGUCGCGAACAAACCUGAUAUCGUGUUGAUGGACCGGGCACAGUCGCGGGUAUUUUUGGUCGACAUUACCAUUCCA